AUGAGGGGGAGGGAAGAGGGGAGGGGUGAUCAGGAACGCACCCGCAGGCACCGAGCCUGCCCAGGCUGUCGGGGGUCUGAGGUGUCUCCCGGGGAGGGUGCACCGGGAAGCGGGCAGAGGCCCGCAGGAACUAGCGGAGGUCGGAAGGUUCUGGAGUUGAGCGAACGCUAUGGUGAAGGUCUCUGCCGCCGUGUGGGUAUGAGGAGGCAGCAGGGCAAGGACUCGGUUUGGGGGAGAUACAGCGGCAGGUGUCCACCGCUCGUCAGUGGACUAGGAGAGGGUCCUCGACUGGAGGGGACUCAGUCCGGGGCUAUUAAGAAAGAGCCCCAGGGCCGCCACACCACGGAGAGUCCCCGCGGGAGGUUCAAGGGGCGAGUCUUCUGCCCCACCCGGAGACACAGGGCGCGGCGCGCGCAGGCUGAGCUCCGGCCACCCGAGGCCGCGCGGACCGGCGGCGGCGGCGACGGCGGUAGCGGCGAGAGGAGGAGGAGGAAGGCGGCGGCGACACUGUUACUCCGGAACCAAAACGCGCGGCGCCGGAACCCCGGGAGCCGACGAGCGGGACCCGCCUCCCGCGGCGCCAUGUUGGAAAAGGGCAGCAGCUCCCAGGAAGACGCGCCCCCGGCGUGGGAAGCCGAGGAACCGGCGCGCGGCGCGUGGCGCGUGGCGAGUCGGGGAGAGACUGGUCUUGCUCGCUCAGGAGACCCUCAUCGCCCACAGAGCGCCCGCGGCGACCCGGUCACGGCCCUUCCAUUUCCUGACCCUGCUUAAUGACAGCGAGGUGAAAACAUCUACCAAACGAAGGGUAAAAGGCUGGAGUCCGCCAAAAGCCAAUUUAAGGCUUAACAUUGCAGACCGUUUGUCUUUACAAAAGCUUCAAAGACGGGGCUGCAGCUCCCGGUUAUCCCCACUUUGUCAAGCCAUGAAUCUGAAUGUUCGUGGGGUUGUGUGCAUCGAAUCAGCAAGAGCAAAGCAAGAACUCAAGAAAUAGUUCUUUUUUAUCCCCCCUUCCAAGUCACAGGUUCAGAGGAUCAUCAUCUUUCUCCUACAUUAGCAAAACAUAUUUGCAUUUUUCAGUGAAGUUCUUUACCGCACGAGUGCCCUAAAAUAGCAAACAGUUCCCUGUUCAAAAGCAAUAGUAAAGAAAUUCGCCGAAGAGUUUAAUUGCCUGGGGACAGCUGCAGUAGUCACAUCAUCGCCUCUUAUUAAACUGUUGCAGAAAUAUUCGGUCUAGUCCAUGUAUUUUCAACUAAAUAGCACUGCUUACGCAGUUGGUGAUAUCACGGAAGUAGCAAUAAACUUUGGUUAUCUUUUUUUUUUUUUUGAGACGGAGUCUCGCUCCGUCGCCCAGGCUGGAGUGCAACGGCGCGACCUCUACUCACCACAACCUCAGCCUCCCGGAUUCAAGCGAUUCUCCUGCCUCAGCACUACCACCCCCACCAGCCCCCAACCCCUGCCGAGUAACUGGAACUACAGGCGCGCGCCAUCCGUGCCCGCUCAUUUUUGUAUUUUCAGUAGAGACUGGGUUUCACUAUGUUGGCCAGGCUGGUCUCAAACUCCUGACCUCGUGAUCCGCCCACCUCAGCCUCCCAAAGUGCUGGGGGGAUUACAGGUGUGAGCCACCGCGCCCGGCCAACCUUGGUUAUCUUCAAAUGCCUUGUUACCUCAGAUUUUAAAGUGCAUAAGGUUGUAGAACGAUGGUGCCUCUACAGAAGUUUCUUUACAAAUUGUAACGUGUAGGUUCGUCCUUUAUCUCUUUCUUAUGAAGGUGCACGAAUUGGCUUUACUUUCUGGGGUUGAAUUUUGUAUAAACUCGGUUGAGGAGGCGUGUCAGUUUCCCUUCUAACAGUAAGGUGCUUGAUUAAUGUGAGAGAAAAAAAUUAAUGUUGGUCAUUUUCAGUUACAAUACCAAAAUUUUUUCUGCAUACUUUACUCUGAGUUACUUUUAUAUUUAAUUUGAAAGGCCAUUGUAGGAGAUAAAUUAUCACAUUUUAAGUUACUGUAAAUCAAUAGCUUAGGUAGAAAUUCAUUUAGUCAGAUCCUUCAGAUAUUCUAGGAAUUUCCCCUUUUCACCUGCACUUCACUUCUGUGAAAAAUAAACCGUUCAUCAAAA
Pan troglodytes (chimpanzee) is the source of this 2113-nucleotide messenger RNA. RefSeq names its product collagen alpha-1(I) chain-like. NCBI's taxonomy places the organism in Eukaryota, Metazoa, Chordata, Mammalia, Primates, Hominidae. The coding region runs from base 1 to 771 and encodes 256 amino acids. The record is from RefSeq and is a predicted model, not a curated record. The transcript has a single exon.